Messenger RNA from Triticum turgidum subsp. durum (durum wheat), 255 nucleotides. The record is from the annotation of a GenBank genome assembly. NCBI's taxonomy places the organism in Eukaryota, Viridiplantae, Streptophyta, Magnoliopsida, Poales, Poaceae.
AUGCCGGCCUCGGUGUCAGGCGCAACGAUUGGUUUGCACUAUGGCGAACUAGAAUUCCCCAGCGCACACUUGCUCCAGUUUAUCCUCUACGGCAAUGGUCACUACUUCUGCGAUGCCCGUGAGAGGGAUGUGGACUGCAUCGAGGACUACUACGAUGGCGAGCAAAACGAGCACGGCCUGGAGAACCUCGAUGAUGGGCAGAUGAGCAGUUGCUCUAUAGUGGCAGGUCCUCGUGGCUGCAGUACAAUGACAUGA